AUGCUUUUACCCUCUAAACAAGGGCGAGUCCCCGCGUUGGGCGUGAGGCACCUUCAGGCACUGCUGCUAUGCAUCGCACACGUGCUGGUCUUCUGCUUGCGGACCGACAUGUCGGUGGCGGUGGUUGUCAUGGCCAACAACACCGCUGGCAACCCUGACAUCAAGGGUGGUAUACCUUUUGCAAGGGGCUACAGUCUCCAGCAGGCUUUGGCAGAUUUACAGAAGAGUAAUAAUGAUAAUGAAUCAAUUUUUGGAAAUGAGGAAGACAGUGGUGUUGAUGGAGAUAUGAUAGAGGAAGAUGUACAAGUCGGAGAGGAAGUAGAUAUGAGUGAUUGUGAAGAAGAUGAUAAUGGUAUUCAGAUACAGAGUGCAUCUACUUUUGUGUCUAGAUGUGGACAGAUAACAUAUAACACAGCACCACCUGAUAUGCGCAAGCAGAUUUCAAGGAAUGACUACAGCUGGAGCCAAUCUGAGACGAGCACCAUCCUGAGUUCAUUCUUCUGGGGCUAUGUGGUGAUGCUGGCGCCAGCCGGGUGGGUGGCGGACAGGUUCGAUGCGAAGAACUUGUUGUCGGCCUCGCUCAUCCUCUCCGGUAUCCUCACCAUGCUCACAGAGGUGGCUGCAGACACUGGCGGUGUGGUGCUCGUCUGCGAUCAACUUGGCACAGUAGCAGCACUGGUAAUAUCAGGAGCAUUAGCUCAGAGCGCCGUUGGGUGGCCAUCUAUCUUCUACCUCUUCGGUGGACUUUCCAUUCUUUGGGGAGUGAUCUUAUUCUGGCUUGGAGGGAAUACCCCAUCUGGACACAAGCAUAUUUCCAGAGCAGAACUUACUUAUAUUGAAGAAUCUCGGAAGGAUGUCUCACGUGAAAGAAAGAAGUUUCCAACGCCGUGGGUAUCAAUUUUCACAUCACUGCCCGUAUUUGCUCUCGCAGUAGCCACCAUGACGGAGUGCUGGGGAUUCUACACGCUGUUGACAGAGACACCAACGUAUUUGAGUAAUGUUCUUGGAUUUGACAUUGCAUCUAACGGGCUACUUUCUGCACUGCCGUACGUCGUUAACUGUGUCCUGAGUCUUUCCUUCAGCUGGAUUGUCAACAGCGCACAGAAGAAGUUAAUAUUCAGCAAGGGGGCCUUAAGGAAGGUGGCCAAUUCCAUUGCUUCCUGGCUCCCAGCUGCGACUUUAGUAGCCCUCAGCUUCAUCCCAGUAGAGGACCCAACGGCAGCUGUGAUCUUGCUGACUGUCGCCAUCGGUUUUAAUGGUAUGACCAUCAUGGGCUACCAGAUGAACCAUAUCGACAUCGCACCGAACUUCUCUGGCCUGAUGAUUGGUAUCUGUGGCAGUAUAGGGACACUGACGUCCAUCGCUGCACCACUUUAUGUGGGGGCUGUAGUCAAGGAGAACACCAUUCAAGAGUGGAGAAUUGUGUUCCUCACGGCAGCUGGAGUCUUCUUCGUGGGCAAUCUGAUUUUCGUUAUUUUCGCUGAUGGGGAAGUUCAACCUUGGAACGCCCCUAACUAUUCGAGAGGAAAGAACAAAGGAGUCCCCCUGUUGGGCGUGAGGCACCUUCAGGCACUGCUGUUAUGCAUCGCACACGUGCUGGUCUUCAGCUUGCGUACCAACAUGUCGGUGGCGGUGGUUGUCAUGGCCAACAACACCGCUGGCAACCCUAACAUCAAGGCGAAAACAUUGUCACUGGAGCUGGAAAGUGAAAUGAAAGUAUCAAAUAUGGAUACAACAGGAAUAAGUUAA
Schistocerca serialis cubense is the source of this 1749-nucleotide messenger RNA. RefSeq names its product sialin-like. Gene Ontology annotation, molecular function: transmembrane transporter activity. The coding region runs from base 1 to 1749 and encodes 582 amino acids. The transcript has 11 exons. Gene Ontology annotation, cellular component: plasma membrane. The record is from RefSeq and is a predicted model, not a curated record. NCBI's taxonomy places the organism in Eukaryota, Metazoa, Arthropoda, Insecta, Orthoptera, Acrididae. Gene Ontology annotation, biological process: transmembrane transport; monoatomic anion transport.